This is a messenger RNA of Neltuma alba, 2077 nucleotides long. RefSeq names its product mediator of RNA polymerase II transcription subunit 4-like. The transcript is spliced from 2 exons. The coding region runs from base 560 to 1774 and encodes 404 amino acids. Gene Ontology annotation, biological process: regulation of transcription by RNA polymerase II. The record is from RefSeq and is a predicted model, not a curated record. Gene Ontology annotation, cellular component: mediator complex; core mediator complex. Gene Ontology annotation, molecular function: transcription coregulator activity. Lineage: Eukaryota; Viridiplantae; Streptophyta; Magnoliopsida; Fabales; Fabaceae.
GAUAUAAACUGGAUGCUUGCCGUUUCGGGAUUCGGGGAUUUUAGGCUUUUUGCUUGUGACCAAAAGGACCGAAGACAACACGAUUGAUUGUUUACUUAGAAUAUUGAUUUUGAUUCCUCCUGCUUAUUCUCCUGUGUUUGGAUUUUUAUACCUUUCACUACUCAUUAGGAUUCUUGUGUGCUGCAUUUCGCGUCUUCUGAUUUUGUGUGUAUGUGUUUUUAUUAACUUAUCCGUGGAUACAUGGGCAACUUUUGAACCCUUUGCGUGAAUUCGAGAAAAAUAAAAUAACAGAACAGAGUCUGGACGGGAUAUGCCGUCCUCGGUGCAAAAUCAUUGAAAAAUUAACAAUUAGUUUUUUUUUAAAAAAAAUCCCAAUUGAUCUAGUCUUCUCUUUGGUUUGAGAUUGAUCUCUGCCGAGGAACGACGACACCCACCGUUGCCAACCUUCGUUCACGACACCGACGAAAAUUCUAUCGGUGGCUUGCGAUUCCGUUGAAGUAUUCGUUUAUGGGAUUGAUGCGUCAUCUGGGGCUUGUAAAAUCUAAUACGUUGAUUUAAGAUGCUUCAGCAUCAAAUUGUGCAAUCCCCAGCACGACUGGGCCUCACAAAUGCUAAUUCACCUUCCAUUCAAAACCCUACACCUCCCAAGCUUCCUCCAUCCCACUCCCAUCACCCUCAACCCCACCAUCAACACACUUCCAAUGCUCCUUCCCCUGCACUCCUCUCUCUUCUCCCUCCCCUCCCUAGAGCUCAAGCUCUUCUUCUCCAAAUGGCUUCUUUGGCUUCCAAGCUCUUUGAAGUAUCUCCCAAUAGAUCCCUUUGGGUUACUGCCUUCCGUGGAUCCGUCCCCACUUUCCUUUCUUCGCAAACCCAACCACAGUCUUCUACCUCUUUAGAGUCUUCUCUUUCCUCCACCAAGGAAAUUCUUUCACUUUUCACAGCUCUUCAAACCCAAAUCUUUGAAGCUGUUGCAGAGCUCCAAGAAAUUCUUGAUCUGCAAGAUGUUAAGCAGAAUGUUGGUCGAGAAAUUCAUGCCAAAGAUGCAGGGAUGCUUGCAUUUGCCAACAAACUCAAAGAUGCUGAGCGAGUUCUUGACAUUCUUGUUGAUGAUUAUUCUGAUUAUCGCCGGCCUAAGCGAUUGAAAUCAGGAGAGAGCAAUGACGAUGAUUCUUUGAACUCAACAACUGUUUCAUCUCACCUAAAGCUAUCUGAUAUACUAUCCUGUGCCCAUAGGAUAAGUUACACAACUUUUGCAUCACCAGAAUUUGGAGCUGGGCAAGCUCCUCUUCGUGGUGCACUUCCCCCUGCACCUCAAGAGGAGCAAAUGCGAGCAUCGCAGCUGUAUAAUUUUGCUGACCUUGAUGUUGGAUUGCCUAAAGUGGUUGAAACUAAGGAGAAAACGAUUGAGCCUAUCAUUGAGCCUCCACCUCCUCAGCCUGUGGAGACGAAUCCACUUGCCAAUUUGUCUGCAAUUCAAGGAUUGCUUCCUCCAAAUUUUACAGUUCCAACUGGUUGGAAGCCUGGAAUGCCUGUGGAAUUGCCUGUUGAUUUGCCAAUUAAGCCCCCUCCUGGCUGGAAACCCGGGGAUCCUGUGCCGUUGCCACCUAUGAACUCCCUUAAUGUACCAGUGUUCAAUGAACAACAAGUACGCCCGCAUGUUCCUCUACACAAGCCGCCUGAAGUUAUUCAGGUGCAGCCUGUGAAUUUGGAUCUGGGAGGGAGUGAUAGUAGUGAUUAUAGCAGUGAUGAAGCUAGCUCUGAUGAUGAAGAUUGACAAUUAUACGAGGGUGAUGGUUUUCAAGUUAAUAAUGGAAGCAUAAGACAGUUAUUCAAAACUAUUUACCUUACUGAAUGAAUCCCCAACUUAUCGUUUCCCUUGAGAUUUGAUACAGUCAUUGCUACUAAUUUCAUGUCAUGUGUCCAAUUGUAAAUGAUUGUCUGCUGAAGCUGGUAAUUCUUGGACACUUGAGUCAUUCAUGUUGCUGUUACAUAGUUGUUUCAUGUCACAUAGAUGUUCUAGAAUUGCAAUUAAUAUUCCUUUGUGGAGGAAAGCAUCUAUGUUGUCUCGUUUAUGUUU